This is a messenger RNA of Alternaria viburni, 201 nucleotides long. RefSeq lists its product as uncharacterized. The record is from RefSeq and is a predicted model, not a curated record. The transcript has 2 exons. NCBI's taxonomy places the organism in Eukaryota, Fungi, Ascomycota, Dothideomycetes, Pleosporales, Pleosporaceae. The coding region runs from base 1 to 201 and encodes 66 amino acids.
AUGCGUUUCAAUUCCUUGGUUCUUGCCGUCUUGGCGUCCAGCGGCUUCCAUGCCAGUGCCUUGCCCGUUGAGCCGAAACGAGAUGCUGCUGCUGUUGCCAAAUCAGAGGCAGCUCCAGGCUUCAAGCCCGUGAUCGUAUGGGAGCACACGAACAGCGACGAUGACGACGGCAUGGUGUAUCAAUGGCGUCGCAAGGAGUAA